This is a messenger RNA of Juglans regia (Persian walnut), 561 nucleotides long. RefSeq lists its product as uncharacterized. Bases 1 to 561 code for a protein of 186 amino acids. The transcript has a single exon. NCBI's taxonomy places the organism in Eukaryota, Viridiplantae, Streptophyta, Magnoliopsida, Fagales, Juglandaceae. The record is from RefSeq and is a predicted model, not a curated record.
AUGCGCCGGCCAAGAAAUGUUUUUGUACGCUUCUCGAAUGAAGAAGAUUUCCUGAAAGCUUUAUCAAGGGAAAGCUGUGAUAUUGAAGGGGCUGCAUACCGGGCAUUUCAUUGGACAGUGGAGUUCCAAGAAGAUGAGGAACCUGUGCAGGUGCUAGUGUGGCUUAUGCUACCUGGCCUUCCACCAAAUCUUUAUCAAGAAUCAUACCUCAGGAAUAUAGUGGCUCCGAUAGGUACAUUUUUACGUAGGGAUAAUGCAACGAGGUGUGCAACAAGAACUGAUGGUGCGCGAGUUUGUGUCCUUAUGAAUAUUGAUCAAGAGCCAAUAUCUUCCUUUUGGAUUGGAACGCCAAGACAGCCUGCAAGUAUAUUCCAAGAAGUUGAAUAUGAAACUCUGCCAGCCUUUUGUUCUUGCUGUAAAGUGCAGGGACAUAAUCUGAAAACAUGUAAGACUAAGUUCAAGGAACGGAAAGACUACAAGAACUUGAGGAAUAUUAAAUCUAACCGAGUUUGGGUUCCUAAGGAGAAGGAGGAUGCGGUUAAUACGGCAAAAGAUUCAUGA